AUAUGGGGUGGUUAAGGGUAAAAGAGGUGUGUAUUUUGGUGUUGGUGCAAAUGGUGCUGGUGCAGUGCCAAGAGAUUGCUGUAAAUGAUUAUAAUGGAAUCAACAUGAGUCAGCUUAGUGAUCCAACGGUGAUGAAUCAGUUCACCAACAUAGUUUACAAACGUCUCUCCACCCUCACUGAGCAUCUCAUGAACUCUCAGAUUGCUCAAAAGGCCACGUUCUGUAUUACAGACCAGGAAGAGGAGUGGAAUAAGUCUUUUAACUAUUCCUCUAAUCUGGAUUUCUUGUCCAAAUGCAUUGCUCAAACUCAAGGAGAUUUGCCCAAGAGGUUGUGUACAGCAGCAGAGCUGAAGUUCUACUUCACAAACUUCAUUGCUAGCAAGAAAUCCGCAGUUUCUUUCCUUAAACCAAACACAAACUGUAACUCAACGACAUGGGUUUCGGGCUGUGAGCCCGGGUGGGCUUGCAGUUCGGGCCUUAGUCAGCCCAAUUUCACGGACUCUCAAGAGAUGCCGGCCCGGACUUCUAACUGUCAGUCUUGCUGUGAGGGCUUCUUCUGCCCUCAGGGCCUCACUUGCAUGAUACCUUGUCCGUUGGGUUCCUACUGCCCCCGAGCCACACACAAUGCCUCGACUGGACUAUGUGACCCAUAUAUGUACCAGUUACCUCCAGGAUAUCAAAAUCAUACUUGUGGAGGGGCUAAUAUUUGGGGAGAUGUUAACAGAGGCGGUUCCAUGUUCUGUUCUGCAGGAUCGUAUUGCCCAACGAACACACAAGAAAUACCAUGUGCUGGCAGGCAUUACUGCCUAAUGGGAUCUACUUCUGAGAAACCUUGCUACAGGUUGACAUCGUGCGAUCCCAACUCACAUAGGCAGAAUAUAAGCCAAUAUGGAGCAAUGUUGAUUGUUGGCAUUAGUGUCAUUCUGUUCAUCUUCUACAACUGUUAUGAGCAAGUCAUCACAAUCAGGGAAAAGAGGCAUGCUAGAUCAAGGGAGACUGCAGUGAAAAGUGUCAAGGAAAACGCUCGUGCACAAGCACGAUGGCUAGCUGCAAAGGACACAAUUGCUAGGAGAGCCCGUGAGGUGUCCCGUUCAUUUUCACACAGAGUUGUUCACCCUCCAAUACAUGAGAUUGAAGAGCAUCAUGAUAGUUUUGAAGGUGUGGAUCCGGAGACUGGAGAAAGGGCGAGGAAGAAGAAGGUGAAGGCGAAACAUAUUGGGAAAGAUACUCAAAUGUUCAGAUACGCUUAUUCUCAGAUCGAGAAGGAGAAGACUCAAGAGCAACACCACAAAGAUGCUUCGACCUUCUCUGCAGUGAUUUCAAGUGCAAUGGAUGCUGGGGUGAGUACAAGGCCUACAAUUGAGAUUGCUGUCAAAGAUCUCACAGUGACGUUGAAGCACAAAAAGAGGCAUCUUUUAAGGUCUGUCAACGGGGAAAUCCUGCCCGGUAGGAUCACUGCUCUCAUGGGGCAAUCUGGGGCAGGAAAAACAACUCUUCUAUCAGCAUUGGCUGGAAAAACAGUAGGAUGCUCAAUAACAGGCUUGGUUCUGAUAAACGGGAAGGCGGUAUCGAUAGCCUCGUACAAAAAGAUCGUUGGAUUCGUGCCACAGGAUGAUGUUGUGCAUGGGAAUUUGACAGUGGAAGAGAAUAUCUGGUUCAGUGCCAAUUGCAGGCUUUCAGCUGAUUUACCAAAAGCAGACAAAGUGCUUGUUGUUGAAAGAGUGAUCGAGUCCCUCGGGCUGCAGCCAGUGCGCAACUCCUUGGUUGGCACUGUGGAGAAACGAGGCAUCUCCGGAGGGCAGAGAAAGCGUGUGAAUGUGGGACUGGAGCUAGUGAUGGAACCUUCACUCUUGUUCCUAGAUGAACCAACCUCCGGAUUGGACAGCUCGUCUUCUCAGCUCCUUCUCAGAGCACUCAGACGUGAAGCUCUUGAAGGGGUAAACAUUUGCUUGGUUGUCCACCAACCAAGUUAUUCCUUGUUCAAUAUGUUUGAUGACUUGAUACUUCUAGCUAAGGGGGGCCUCACUGCCUACCAUGGGGCAGUUAGUGAUGUCGAGCAUUACUUUGCAAACCUCGGUAUCAGAGUCCCGGACCACAUCAAUCCACCAGACUACUUCAUAGAUGUUUUGGAAGGAAUGGUGAAGCCACAAACUAGCUCAGGUGUAAGUGUAACGUAUGAAGAGCUUCCUCUGAGAUGGAUGCUCCACAAAGGCUACCCCGUUCCACCCGAUAUGCAAAGGAACACCUCUGAAGAUGGUGUGUCUGCAAUGCAUGGUACUUCAGGAAAUCAAGAAAAUCACAGCACUGAGCAUCUAUCUUUUGGGGGGGAGCUCUGGCAGAAUCUGAAAUACAGAGUGGAGGCUCAGUUUGAUGUAAUACGACACAACUUCCUCAAGUCGCAUGACUUGUCUAGGAGGAGAACUCCACGUGUUGUUGUGCAGUAUCGUUACUUUGUUGGAAGGAUAGCUAAGCAACGCCUUCGAGAAGCUAGAAUCCAAGCCAUAGACUAUCUCAUAUUGCUGCUUGCUGGUGCCUGUUUGGGGCUGAUUGCUAGAUCAGGUGAUGAAAGCUUUGGCAUGGGAGGUUAUACCUACACCAUUAUAGCUACCUCUCUAUUGUGCAAGAUCGCAGCUCUGAGAACGUUCUCUCUGGACAAGUUGGAGUACAGGAGGGAACGGGCUUCGGGCAUCAGCAGCCUUGCACAUUUUGUAGCUAAGGACACAAUAGACCAUUUCAACACACUCAUCAAGCCAUUGGUGUACCUAUCCAUGUUUUACUUCUUCAGCAAUCCAAGAUCGACCUUCCUAGACAACUACAUCGUCUUGCUUUGCCUCGUGUACUGUGUAACAGGAAUAGCUUACACAUUGGCCAUUUUCCUAGAACCCGGUCCAUCUCAGCUGUGCUCUGUGCUUUUACCAGUAGUUUUGACUCUCCUCUCAACUCAGCCUAAAGACAGCCAAUUUAUGAAGAUUUUGACAAAUAUGUGUUAUCCAAGCUGGGCUUUAGAAGCAUUCAUUGUCUCAAAUGCUAAGAGCUAUCACGGAGUAUGGCUCAUACAACGGUGUGGUGCACUUCUCAAAGCUGGCUAUAGUCUCCAUGACUGGAAUCUUUGCAUAUCACUUCUCAUGGCUACAGGGGCAGCUUGCCGCGCUUUAGCUUUCUUCGGUAUGUUAGUGUUACAGAAGAAGUGAGUUCAAGAAUGUUGCAUAGGCAAUGGUAAAACCAAGUUGAUUUUGGGGUGCCUCUGAAUAUCGAUCCGCGAAGAAAUCAUCGUGAUGUUGAGCCAGCUUAGAUCAGAAAAUCACACAUACAAUCUGGUCAUGGCUUUGAGAUGAAUCUGUCUUGUAGAAAUAGCUUAUUUCCUCCUUAUACAUUCUUUCCUGUUUAUAUACCAAAUAAAAUUAUACAAUAGUACUUGAAGAUGA
Salvia splendens (bonfire salvia) is the source of this 3425-nucleotide messenger RNA. Its product is annotated as ABC transporter G family member 24. Gene Ontology annotation, molecular function: ATP binding; ABC-type transporter activity; ATP hydrolysis activity. Bases 3 to 3191 code for a protein of 1062 amino acids. The transcript has 14 exons. Gene Ontology annotation, biological process: transmembrane transport. The record is from RefSeq and is a predicted model, not a curated record. NCBI's taxonomy places the organism in Eukaryota, Viridiplantae, Streptophyta, Magnoliopsida, Lamiales, Lamiaceae. Gene Ontology annotation, cellular component: membrane.